AUGAGCACCAAAACCACGUGUUAUUCUUCCGCCUCUGCCUCAUGUUUGAUCGCAAGUACACGAGGCUCUAGGACCGAUGCCGGAGGCUCUAGGACCGAUGCUGGAGGCUCUAGGACCGAUGCUGGAGGCUCUAGAACCGAUGCUGGAGGUUCUAGGACCGAUGCUGGAGGCUCUAGGACCGAUGCUGGAGGCUCUAGGACCGAUGCUGGAGGCUCUAGAACUGAUGCUGGAGGUUCUAGGACCGAUGCUGGAGGCUCUAGGACCGAUGCUGGAGGCUCUAGGACCGAUGCCGGAGGCUCUAGGACCGAUGCUGGAGGCUCUAGAACCGAUGCUGGAGGCUCUAGGACCGAUGCUGGAGGCUCUAGGACCGAUGCUGGAUGCUCUAGAACCGAUGCUGGAGGCUCUAGAACCGAUGCUGGAGGCUCUAGAACCGAUGCUGGAGGCUCCAGAACCGAUGCUGGAGGCUCUAGGACCGAUGCUGGAGGCUCUAGAACCGAUGCUGGAGGCUCUAGAACCGAUGCUGGAGGCUCUAGGACCGAUGCUGGAGGCUCCAGAACCGAUGCUGGAGGCUCCAGAACCGAUGCUGGAGGCUCCAGGACCGAUGCUGGAGGCUCUAGGACCGAUGCUGGAGGUUCUAGGACCGAUGCUGGAGGCUCUAGGACCGAUGCUGGAGGCUCUAGGACCGAUGCUGGAGGCUCUAGGACCGAUGCUGGAGGUUCUAGGACCGAUGCUGGAAACCAUCAGACGCGCCACCUAGGCUGA
Molecule: messenger RNA, 762 nt
Organism: Procambarus clarkii (red swamp crayfish)
Lineage: Eukaryota; Metazoa; Arthropoda; Malacostraca; Decapoda; Cambaridae
Source: RefSeq, a predicted model, not a curated record